AUGACGUCGGCAGCCUCUGAAUCUGUAGCGACUAUUCUCUGCAACUCCAAACAAACCCGCUUUCAAAUCACCAAUCAUCGCGAGCUUGACAUUGAUGGAGUCAACAUCACCGUAACCUCAGGCGACAAACCUUCUGGCAAGGGGAAGGCAAAGUCAAAAGGCGAGGGCAUUGAGAUUCUCGCUGGGGCCAAGCUCCGUCUGAAGGAGGGCCAAAGAUAUGCUCUUGUAGGACGCAAUGGAACUGGAAAGUCUACACUACUCAAAGCCAUCGCCGAGAAACUCAUCCCAGGCAUCCCAGAGGAGACUAGGAUUGCUAUUCUACAGCAAACUAGACUGACUGAUCAAAAGCCUGAGGAGAUAUCCGACACCAAUAAUGACGACAAAGCAUCUGUGCUAGAACAAGUCAUCGAAAAGGCUACAGCCAAACAUGCCAUCGAACAGGAUAUAAAGGAUCUAACAGAAGGGAUAAAUUCCUCUGAUCCUUUUACCCCAGUCAAAGCAUUGAGGCAUCUCAAGCACAGAAAGCAUCAAGAGCGUCUCUUCCGUCUCGAUAAAGAUGCUCGGCUUCGCAGUGGCGCUCGCGGUAUGCAAGCUCGCAAGGCACUCACUGCUUUCGAAAAGGUCGUAGCUGAAUCGAAUGAACUGCUGGAACAAUCCAAUGAGGAUAUCUCACCAGAAACUCUUCAAGCUGAGACCCAAGAGGCAGUCGAUAUGCUCGCCGAUCUUCAACUACAGGCCGAUCCAACUCGUGUAUCAGAGAUUGAGUCCAAGGCUAAAAAGAUCCUCACCGGUCUAGGCUUUUCUGAAGCUCUUAUCCAGAAACCCAUCUCGAGCUUGUCUGGAGGCUGGCACAUGCGUGCUUCUCUUGCUACUGCGCUGAUUCAAGAAACCGAUAUCCUCAUCCUCGAUGAGCCUACCAACUUUCUCGACCUCUUGGGAAUCAUCUGGCUCCAACGCUAUCUUCAGAAUCUAGAAGAAACAGGGAACCCACCAACCCUCAUUCUCGUAUCACACGAUCGUGACUUCAUCUCUCUUUGCACGGAUCUGCUCAUCCUCAAAGACAAGCAGCUUACUUACUUCCAUGGCGAUUUUCCCACUUACGAGGCAUCGCAAAGUGAGCGCAAACAAUGGCUUACCACCAUGAAAGAAGCUCAGGACAAGCAAAAGGCGCAUAUCGAGAAGUCUAUCGCCGCCAACAUGAAAGCUGGCAAGGCCAACGACGAUACCAAUAAACUCCGUCAGGCCAAGUCUCGUCAGAAGAAGCUUGAUAACCGCUGGGGUUUACAAGUCAGUGCCAGGGGUGGCCGUUUCAAGCUCAAUCGGGAUCUUGUUGGCUUUCACUUGACUGCGCGUGAUGACAUCGACAUUCCACCAGAAGACCGCCCUGUCGUGGUGAAUCUUCCUGAACCACCUGACCUGCGCUUCCCUGGUGCUCUGAUCUCUCUCGAGAAGGUUGCGUUCCGAUAUUCAGCCAAGACACCACUGAUUGUCCAGGACAUCACUCUCUCUGUCGGCAUGGGGGAUCGUAUUGGUAUUCUUGGCCUCAACGGAGCGGGCAAGUCGACGCUCAUCAAACUCCUCGUCGGUGAGACUCGACCUACAUCCGGAACUCUAAGUACACAUCCCCGAUUGAAGUUGGCAUACUACUCGCAGCAUGCCGUUGAGGCACUGCAGUCUCUUGGUCGUGAAGAACCAGCCCUUACAGCUCUUGCUCUUCUCACUCGCGAAGUCGAAGGCGAACUCACAGAAGGAGACCUUCGUGGUCUCUUAGGCCAACUUGGCCUUCCAGGUCGCAUUGCAUCUGACGUGCCCCUGUGUAAACUAUCUGGAGGGCAGGUGGUGCGUUGUGAGCUUGCUCGCCUCCUGUGGCGACGACCUCAUUGUCUUGUUCUUGAUGAAGUCACGACUCAUCUUGAUUACGAGACCGUGACUGCACUGAGAGAAGCAUUGAGGGAUUGGGAGGGUGCAGUGAUUUUGGUUAGUCACGAUCGAUGGUUUAUGCGAGGCGUGAUUGAGGGAGCGGUCGAUGACGAUGAGGAAACAGACGAAGAUGACGACGAUGAGGAAGUCAUGCGAAGAAGGAUCGUGUACAGGUUGAAGGGUGGCAAGAUGGAUACACUGGAAAAUGGUGUGGAUGAGUUUGAACGGCUCAUGGAGAGGAGGGUCAAGAAGCUGCUUCAAGACUAG
Fusarium musae is the source of this 2187-nucleotide messenger RNA. RefSeq lists its product as uncharacterized. The coding region runs from base 1 to 2187 and encodes 728 amino acids. The transcript is spliced from 5 exons. Gene Ontology annotation, molecular function: ATP hydrolysis activity; ATP binding. Lineage: Eukaryota; Fungi; Ascomycota; Sordariomycetes; Hypocreales; Nectriaceae. The record is from RefSeq and is a predicted model, not a curated record.